AUGCAUGUUCUCUGUUUUUUUUUUUUUUUUCCUCUUCCGUUCCCUCCCUUUGCCGGGGUGGUGAAUCCCCUCCGCCACGUUUUCGCUUCCCCCUCCCUCCACCUUUAUCCCACAUUUCACUUUCCGGGUUUUCCGAUAAUAAUAUCUUCUUUUCCUUGUCCAGGAAAGGUAAGUUCACUGCAGUCACUGUAUAUCACUCGAUACAAUUCUCCAGACCGAGAGGGAGAGAGAGAGUUUGGAAGGAGUGUAGCAUAGCCCCGACAAUCCAUGGUUCCGCGAUGACGCGUGGUGAUGCCAUAUCGCGUCUCGGGGGAUUUUAAUAAUAGGAGGCUCUAUUCACGAGCGCGUACUCGGAACCUGGUUUGUUGUCGUACGUACCGGUAGUCACCGACCAGACCAACUAUGAUAGAACCCGUCGGCCGGUGAGGAUUCAAAUUCAAUAAUAUACCAGGCUGUGGUAUUGCCCGCCACAGGAGCCGAAACAAUGAGCAUUACAUUACCUUACCUGCCCAUUGAGAAUCCGUCCGAAAUCGGCCCCCCGACCAGCCGCACGUAUACCUGACAACUCACGAAGGCACGAAUCGAAGCCGUCCCCUUCCCAGGCGAAAAAAUGCUGUUUCAUAUUUCCUUCCUUUCAGUCUACCCAUCCAAGGGUUUUUUUUUCUUUUCCCUCUUCCAAGUGAACUUGUAGCCUCGGUCUGGGGAAGUACUGUACUAGUAUGGGCGCUGUGUGUUGUACUGUUGUUUCUUUUCUUUUCUCCUUUCUGUUUUAGAUAUCAUAGAUUGGUUUGUAUAUUAUAUAUAAUAAUAAUAUAUAUAACAGUUGCCUUGGCUUUAUCCGUCUGCCAAGGCAUUGUCUUGGCGGUUGGGCGUUCUGUAUCAUAUUUUCAUACUCGAGUUGAGCUUUAACUUAUAGACUAUCGCGCGGUUGUGGGCUGCUCCGUCUGAUGUCUCGAGCGAUAAUAAUAUGAUAUAGGAUCGCUCUAUCUGGUUUACGGUAGUCGGCUAAUUGUGUAUCAUAUCAUAUUA
This is a messenger RNA of Tuber melanosporum (Perigord truffle), 1029 nucleotides long. RefSeq lists its product as uncharacterized. The coding region runs from base 1 to 255 and encodes 84 amino acids. NCBI's taxonomy places the organism in Eukaryota, Fungi, Ascomycota, Pezizomycetes, Pezizales, Tuberaceae. The transcript has a single exon. The record is from RefSeq and is a predicted model, not a curated record.